AUGUACUCGUCAGUCAUGUCUUUGGAUUCUCAGGACAAAGUAUUUCUAGGCGCGACGCUCGCUACAGCGGUAGUAGGGGCUGCACUUGUCGUUACUGGCUUCGUCCUUCGAUUCGGUCGCGGUUUUGGAACUUUUGUCGCGUAUGCCCGCAAGGACAACGAUUUCUUGGAGCUGCGCCGUCUCGACAUGAUAUUUGGUUUGUUCACAGCCGCUGCAUGUAUCUUGAUAUUAAUGUUCUUCGUUGCUGCUUAUGCCACUAUUCGAAGAAACAAAUUCCUAUUACGAGCGUACUGCGCAGUGAUUGCGAUGAUGGUGAUCAUUCAGCUUGUUUCCGGCCUUCUCGCUUUCACCUACUCCGAUCAAAUAAAUCAACUCGCCUCCGAUGAUAUUCUCUACGAAUCUCUGAACAAAACUGCGUCACGGCCCAGCUAUUAUUCCUCAGACUUAGUCAAGACUAGCCAGGAUAUCCUUGUAUCUAAUGAUCUCUUUGUUGUUCAAAGCUUCAACAGCAGCUUCCCGACCGAGUCGCGGGACUUGCCGAUUAUGCAGAAGUGA
This is a messenger RNA of Necator americanus (New World hookworm), 555 nucleotides long. RefSeq lists its product as uncharacterized. The record is from RefSeq and is a predicted model, not a curated record. Gene Ontology annotation, cellular component: membrane. The coding region runs from base 1 to 555 and encodes 184 amino acids. The transcript is spliced from 6 exons. Lineage: Eukaryota; Metazoa; Nematoda; Chromadorea; Rhabditida; Ancylostomatidae.